GAGGGGCCAUCGGAUCCUGCUGCCACCACUGGAAUGGAGCCCCAGGGAGCCCCUACCUUGGCUAGACUGAUAGCUGCCUCUGGGAACUGAAGGAUUGCCAGGCGACCUUGCUCCUUGAACCUCCAUAGGCACCAAAGGAACCAGGCCCAGCCACUCAAGACCAUGGUUGGGCUUCAGCCUUCAGAAGUGCCUCCGACAACAGUUGUGAAGUUCCUAGGGGCUGGCAUGGCAGCCUGUUUUGCUGACCUCCUCACCUUCCCCCUGGACACUGCCAAGGUCCGCCUGCAGAUCCAGGGGGAGAACCCAGGGGCGCAGAGUGUACAGUACCGCGGCGUGCUGGGUACCAUCCUGACCAUGGUGCGCACUGAGGGUCCCCGGAGUCCCUACAGCGGGUUGGUUGCUGGCCUGCAUCGUCAGAUGAGCUUUGCCUCCAUUCGAAUUGGCCUCUACGACUCUGUCAAACAGUUCUACACUCCCAAAGGAGAGGACCACUCCAGCAUCGCCAUCAGGAUUUUAGCAGGCUGCACCACGGGAGCCAUGGCAGUGACCUGUGCCCAGCCCACAGAUGUGGUGAAGGUCCGAUUUCAAGCCAUGAUACGCCUGGGAACUGGAGGCGAGAGGAAAUACAGAGGGACUAUGGAUGCCUACAGAACCAUUGCCAGGGAGGAAGGAGUCAGGGGCCUGUGGAAAGGGACUUGGCCCAACAUCACGAGAAACGCCAUUGUCAACUGUGCUGAGAUGGUGACCUAUGACAUCAUCAAGGAGAAGCUGCUGGACUCUCACCUGUUCACUGACAACUUCCCUUGUCACUUUGUCUCCGCCUUUGGAGCUGGCUUUUGUGCCACAGUGGUGGCCUCCCCAGUGGAUGUGGUAAAGACCAGAUACAUGAAUGCGCCCCCAGGCAGGUACCACAGCCCGCUACACUGUAUGCUGAAGAUGGUGGCGCAGGAGGGCCCCACAGCCUUCUACAAAGGAUUUAUGCCCUCCUUUCUGCGUUUGGGAGCCUGGAAUGUGAUGAUGUUUGUAACCUACGAGCAGCUGAAACGGGCCUUGAUGAAAGUUCAGAACCCUUCCGGUUUGACGCCUAACAUUUAGGCAAGAGAAAACAACAUCAGAUUCCUUUGGACAAAAGGGAGAUUUGCCAGCUUCCCUGAAAUGUAGGAUUAGACGAUGAAUAAAAAACAGGAAAGGUUGCAAGCUUUGGGAAGAUCAGCUCACUGGAUACCCCAGGGAUAGUUGCACUUCACUACAGGCUGCAGUCACCCAGGCACAUCUGCCCUUCUGUACUGAACCUGCCAAGGACUCCAGUAGGAUGCUGGGGAAAAUGAGAAAGGAAGAAGAAAGCAUUGAGUCCAUACAAGCGAGGCUGACCGGGCCCACCCAGGACACUAGAGGACUGAGGAUGUAUGGUGGAUCACAGCCCCUCCCUAUCUACCUCAGGGUUUUGGGAGGAUCAAGAGAGAAGCAGGGCAUGGAAGCACUUUAUAAAAACAAUGCCCGUCUGCAGUUUAAAGUGAAGACAGUGGUUUAGGAGAGGUUUUGUCCAGAGAGGAAGCCUGAGGAAAAUGCAUUUGUUGUGGUAAGGCCAUCCACACCAGCAUGGUGAGGACCACAGAUGACAGAAGCCGUGAGAACCUGCUGUCUGGUGACCUCAGAGGGCUGUGGGUCAGGACCCACAGUCUUUAUAAAAUUGUUAUGCCUCAAUAAAAGGAAUUCCCACCUUAAGGAAAAUAAGAACGACUGCUUUCCAGCCUUCUCUCAAGUCCUGUUUGUCGGGGUGGCAACAGUCCCAAUUCCACCCUCCUAGACUUCCUUCUUCUCUCUCACUGCCUUUGCCUACAGAGACAAUGCUGUAUCUGGUAAGCUUUCAGCCUUUCAUCUACAAAAGGGAGGGCUGAGUACAGGACCAAUUUCCAAGCUUAAGACUGCACAUCUGGCAACAAAAACGGCUCAGUGGGUCCAAUCCGCAGGACCCACAUGGUGGAAGGAGAGAACUCACUCUUGCAAGUUGUCAUCUGACCACCACACAGGCACCCACGCAUGCAUGUGAAUGUACAUAUGUACAAACACAACAAACAGAGGAAUGAGUAGAAAGAAAAGUUUAACUGCACAUGGCGGUUUGAAGGAGAUGUCCCCCAGAUGCCUCAGGCAUUUGAAUACUUAGUCCCCAGUUGUUAGUGGCUGUUUGGGGAAGUUUAGAAGAUGGGACCUUGCUGGAAGAAAUGUGUCAAUGGGGACUGGCUUUGAGAGUCCAAAGACUCGUGCCAUUCCCAGUUUUUCUAUUUCCUGUUUUCAAUUUAACAUGUGAGUUCACGGUGGCUGCUCCAGCCACUGUGCCUGCUGCCAGACCUCCUUGCCAAGAUGGACGCUUUCUCUCUGGAACUGUCAGUCCCAAAUAAAACUUCCUUCU
This is a messenger RNA of Microtus oregoni (creeping vole), 2410 nucleotides long. Its product is annotated as mitochondrial uncoupling protein 3. Gene Ontology annotation, biological process: response to cold; adaptive thermogenesis; mitochondrial transport. Bases 163 to 1095 code for a protein of 310 amino acids. Gene Ontology annotation, cellular component: mitochondrial membrane. The record is from RefSeq and is a predicted model, not a curated record. Lineage: Eukaryota; Metazoa; Chordata; Mammalia; Rodentia; Cricetidae. Gene Ontology annotation, molecular function: oxidative phosphorylation uncoupler activity. The transcript has 8 exons.